Aspergillus heteromorphus CBS 117.55 is the source of this 528-nucleotide messenger RNA. RefSeq lists its product as uncharacterized. The transcript has 3 exons. The coding region runs from base 1 to 528 and encodes 175 amino acids. The record is from RefSeq and is a predicted model, not a curated record. NCBI's taxonomy places the organism in Eukaryota, Fungi, Ascomycota, Eurotiomycetes, Eurotiales, Aspergillaceae.
AUGUCUUUCCACGGUUCUGGUCGGCCCAUGGAUGCGCGCACGCUUGCCCUGUUUACAGCCCAGCAGGCCCAGGCCCAGGCCAGGCCGGAGAGAGGCCCAGACGGACACUACCCAGGCCGAGAUCCCGAUGUCCAUGUCAUUUAUUCGCCGAUCCGCCGCGCGCAUCUGCGUCCGUCCCCGGGGGGUGGCCCGCGCGGAAUUCUUCCCCUCGCUGCGUCGUGUCGCAGAGACCCAAACAGGCCUAGGAGCCAUGUGAUGUUACGUAUGCACGGCAUCAGUCAGACAGAGCGGGUGGAUACGACGGUCUCGUUGCCCGUGGUGAUUGGUGCUGGGUGCGGCGUCGUCAUCGGCAUGUCGCUGUCGCUUGACAGGACAGGGCAGGGCAGGCCGCACCUGCUCAGUGCUUUGCUCAGUGCUCUGACCACUGGCCAAGCAAGGAACCGUGCGAAUGAUGGCCCGCGGCGCGGGAGAUCGUCUCAUUGUACCCUUCCAGUUUCCAAGCCGCCGGCCGGCUACGUCGAUCUCUAA